Molecule: messenger RNA, 1005 nt
Organism: Sorghum bicolor (sorghum)
Lineage: Eukaryota; Viridiplantae; Streptophyta; Magnoliopsida; Poales; Poaceae
Product: SKP1-like protein 1A
Exons: 2
Coding region: 219-740 (173 amino acids)
Biological process (GO): SCF-dependent proteasomal ubiquitin-dependent protein catabolic process
Cellular component (GO): nucleus; cytoplasm
Molecular function (GO): cullin family protein binding
Source: RefSeq, a predicted model, not a curated record
UCAGAAGCAGAAACAGAACACGCCAGGCCCAGCCCAGGAAGUAGUCUUCUAGAGCCUUCCCCUUCCGCAGCGGCGGCCGUAAUAAAAUACGCACGCGCACCCGCCCCCUUCCAUUCCAUCACGGCCGCCUCGCUUCCGCCGCUAGGGUUUCCUUUGUAGCGGGUUUUUUUCCUCUCGAGACACACCUCCACCACAGUCCACACCCGGCGGUCGGAUCGAUGGCGGCGGAAGCGGCGGCUGCGGGGAAGGAGAAGAUGCUGACGCUGAUCAGCAGCGACCUCGAGAAGUUCGAGGUGGAGGAGUCGGCGGCGAGGGAGUCGCGGACCAUCGGGAACAUGAUCGAGGACAGCUGCGCCGACAACGACAUCCCGCUGCCCAACGUCAACGCCAGGAUCCUCGCCAAGGUCAUCGUGUACUGCAGGAAGCACGCCUCGGCGCGCGGCGGCACCGAUGCUGGUGAUGCGGAGCCAACCGCUGCGACUAACAAGGCAUCAGAGGAUGAGCUCAAAACCUUCGAUGCUGAGUUCGUCAAGGUUGACCAGGCCACCCUCUUUGACCUGAUUCUGGCUGCAAACUACCUGGACAUCAAGGGGCUGCUGGACCUGACCUGCCAGACUGUCGCCGACAUGAUCAAGGGGAAGACUCCAGAGGAGAUCCGCAAGACAUUCAACAUCAAGAAUGACUUCACACCAGAGGAAGAGGAGGAAGUGAGGAGGGAGAACCAGUGGGCCUUUGAAUGAUGCUGGAGGCUCUAACAACAGCAAUAUCGUAUAACCAGGCCAGAGAGGAAGUCUCCUUGUUCGGGAUGUUGUGAUUUUGGAGCAGCUAUAGACUGUCUUGGGUUUAACAAAUCGCUUAGAAGGUGUAAUGUAGGUUUGGUCGGUCGUGAGCAGACUAUUUUGCUGUUCCAGUAUUUUGGUGCAUUGGAUUAUUGGAUGCUCUUGGUUGCUAAGAGGCUGGUUGGUUAUCAAGCAUUGCUGGUUCUGCAUAUCUAAUUUCGUUUCA